Messenger RNA from Symbiodinium natans, 639 nucleotides. The record is from the annotation of a GenBank genome assembly. NCBI's taxonomy places the organism in Eukaryota, Dinophyceae, Suessiales, Symbiodiniaceae.
AUGGCGGCAGGAGGACCGGAGUUCAAGCUCGUGCUCUGCGGUGACGGAGGUGUUGGAAAGACGACCCUGGUCAAGCGCCACCUCACAGGCGAGUUCGAGAAGAAGUACAUUCCCACCCUGGGUGUUGAGGUCCACCCACUGCGGUUCACCACGAACUGUGGCCCGCUGACCUUCAACGUGUGGGACACAGCUGGCCAGGAGAAGUUCGGCGGCCUGCGCGAUGGCUACUACAUUCAGGGCCAGUGCGCCAUCAUCAUGUUCGACGUGACGUCCCGCAUCACCUACAAGAACGUGCCGAACUGGCACCGCGACAUCGUGCGGGUCUGCGAGAACAUCCCCAUUGUGCUCGUGGGGAACAAGGUCGAUGUGAAGGACCGCCAGGUCAAGGCGAAGAACAUCCAGUUCCACCGAAAGAGGAACCUCCAGUACUACGACCUCAGUGCCAGGAGCAACUACAACUUCGAGAAGCCGUUCCUGUGGCUGGCCCGACGAUUGACGAACCAGGGCAACCUCCAAUUCGUUGAGCAAUUUGCCAAGGCUCCAGAGAUCCAGAUCGACAGCGCACUCAUCGCACAGCACGAGAAGGAGCUCCAGGACGCACAGAACGUUGCCAUCAAUGACGACGAUGAGGACUUGUAA